Pistacia vera is the source of this 1246-nucleotide messenger RNA. RefSeq names its product phosphoglycerate mutase-like protein 1. Gene Ontology annotation, cellular component: cytoplasm. The record is from RefSeq and is a predicted model, not a curated record. NCBI's taxonomy places the organism in Eukaryota, Viridiplantae, Streptophyta, Magnoliopsida, Sapindales, Anacardiaceae. The coding region runs from base 14 to 1066 and encodes 350 amino acids. The transcript has 10 exons. Gene Ontology annotation, molecular function: phosphatase activity.
ACAGAAAGCAUCAAUGACAGCAUUAGCAAAUUGUCCAACCAGUUAUUAUCACAAAAAUAAAUUUAUAACUCUAACAUUCUCUUCUUCUUCUUCUUCUUCUUCUUCUGUAAUUUUAAACAGAUCCUUCAAGUCAACAGCUUUUACUUCUCGAUCCCCUCUCUCUCUUCGCUGCUUCUCCUCUCCUCACCCUGUUGAAGAUAUGGAUGGUGGUGCUGGUAUAAGUUUGUAUCCGUCGCAUCGCUGCAAGACUCUUUAUCUGGUGAGGCAUGCACAAGGAAUUCACAAUGUUGACGGAGAUAAGAACUUCAAAGCAUAUAUGUCUCCUGAAUAUUUUGAUGCACAUCUAACCCAACUUGGCUGGCAGCAGGUUGACAAUCUGCGUAAGCAUGUCCAUGAAACUGGGCUCUCAAAGCGGAUUGAUUUAGUAAUUGUUUCUCCUUUGCUUAGGACACUGCAAACAGCUGUUGGAGUUUUUGGUGGUGAGGGCUAUGAGGAUCGGAUGGAUGUAGUACCACUAAUGGUGGCAAAUGCUGGAAACAGUGGCCGUGCUGCAAUUUCAAGUCUAAACUGCCCACCAGUCAUUGCGGUAGAACUUUGUCGAGAACAUUUGGGAGUUCAUCCUUGUGAUAAGAGGAGAAACAUCAGUGACUAUCAGUUCCUCUUUCCUGCCGUUGAUUUUUCCCUGAUAGAAAGUGAUGAAGAUGUAUGGUGGAAGGCCAAUGUUAGAGAGACAAAGGAAGAAGUUGCUGCCAGGGGAUUGAAAUUCAUGAACUGGUUGUGGACACGUAAAGAGAAAGAGAUAGCAAUUGUCACCCAUAGUGGAUUCUUGUUUCACACAUUAACUGCAUUUGGAAAUGACUGUCACCCUUCUGUGAAGGCAGAAAUAUGCAAACAUUUUGCUAAUUGUGAGCUUCGCUCCAUGGUCAUCGUUGACAGAAGUAUGACUGGGUCGGACCCCUCAACGGUAAAUUAUCCAGGAAAGUUUCCUUCUGGGUUGGAUCUUCCCAGUGAUGUCGCGGAUAAGAAGCUGGAGAAAGAAGAAACCAGUUCAAAUUCAGUAGAGUAGUCACUAGUGAAGGAAAUGGGUAUUCUUAAUAUACUAAUCGCAUUGUUGGAAACUCUGGCUUCUUUUCUCUGCAUACAGUAAUGUUGUUUUAAAAAACUUAUGUUUGCAUGAAGAUCUUGGUUGCAAUUUGAAUCUGGAAGACAUAAAACCAACUAUAUUUGAAGUUUUAAUUCUGGUGAA